Messenger RNA from Varanus komodoensis (Komodo dragon), 6197 nucleotides. RefSeq names its product ERCC excision repair 6, chromatin remodeling factor (gene ERCC6). Gene Ontology annotation, molecular function: ATP-dependent chromatin remodeler activity; ATP binding. The transcript is spliced from 21 exons. Bases 794 to 5200 code for a protein of 1468 amino acids. The record is from RefSeq and is a predicted model, not a curated record. Gene Ontology annotation, biological process: transcription-coupled nucleotide-excision repair. Gene Ontology annotation, cellular component: nucleus. Lineage: Eukaryota; Metazoa; Chordata; Lepidosauria; Squamata; Varanidae.
UGGCUGAGCGGGGACUCGAACCCGGAUCGUCCGAGUCCCAGGCCCAUGCUCUUAACCACUGCAGCACUUGAGGGUAUCCUUGGCAAAACGUGGCCAGAAAUUAAGAACUGGGACACAUGUUGUCUGGUGACUCAUGUUCGGGUUGUGUAAGGAUCCUGCUGGACUUGCUCCUGAUUUCAAGUUAUGUCACAGGGUUUUCGGGAACCGCCUAAUCCUAGGCCGCCUGUGUUCCAUCUAGCCCGGUAUUGCCAACACUGACUGGCAGGAGCGGCAGCUUUUCAGAAAGGAUUCUUUGCUAACCUUCUCUGCAGACACGGAGUAGUGAGCCAGGUGUCUUGCAGCGGAAACGGCUGCUCUGCCGCUGAAUCUGCUGUGUCGGGGCAUGUCGUCCUUGGCAGGGAUCCCAUGUGUGAGGAGAAGUUGCUGUUUUGCUGCUUUUGUACUCUCUGGGAUCACAGGUUGGGAAGUGGCGAUGGCACAGGCAGCUCAGUCAGUCUGUGGUUCACAGAGGCUGCACCUCUCAAAUGCCCCAGUCACAAAUUCUGGCACUUGAUGAGGAUGAAACCUUUUAAAGGGAUGUUAGAAGGUCCCCUUACCUGGCCCUUUGACUUAUUUAUGGCUUUUAUAUACCAUUCUUUCUGCAAAAAAAAAUACACUCUCAGAACAGUGUAUAUGCCCCUUUUUGGUCCAGAGGGACAGGAACAAUUGGAGAGCUUCUGUGAAGCUGGCAAUUUUCAUCACAAAGUUAAAAAAUUAAAACCGCUUGCAACUUUUUCUUGCAUUUGAGCAGAAGAUGCCUUCUGAGAAACCUCAGCUGGAAGGCAGCCUUCAGGAACAGAGCCAUGGUACUGCCGGGAGCAGUUUGGGUGAGGCAGAAGGUGCGGCGGCUGCGCAGGGAGACGACCUGCCUGCCAGUGAGACUCACGUGGGCCCCCGCCAGGAUGCACUUGCCUUCGAGAGCAGCUUUCCUGCACCAGCAGCCGAUGCUCCUUUUGGGGCACCCAGGAAGGGACCCCUGCUGCUUAUUGACCGGCAGCAGAUCCAGUCUGUGCAGGCGGAGGAGCUCCGAGGCUUGGGUGUCGAUGUUUACGACCAGGACGUGCUGGAGCAAGGAGUCCUUCGGCAGGUUGACCAUGCCGUGCACGAAGCAAACAAGGCGGUGCAGGUCGCCAGCGCGAAAACAGAGCUCCGGUCUGUGUUGGAUGACGCGAGGUCAUGUAAAGCAUCCUUGAAAGGAAUUGACGCCAUUAUUGAGCAAUUCACUCCUCAAGCUGCCUCGAACAAAGAUAUUAAGAGAAAGUUAGAUUCUGUGAAGCGGCAAAAAUACAACAAGGAGCAGCAGCUGAAAAAAAUCAAAGCGAAGCAAAGGCACCUUCAAGUGAUUCUAGGCGAAGAGGUCCUCGAUGGACCAGGUGAGGAUGCUUCCGAAGAAGAUGGAGACCCCGGCCCCUCAUCCCUCGGCAGCAUGCUUAUGCCAGCCCAGGAAACGGAAUGGGAGAAGCUGAUCCGAACUGGCCAGAUGACCCCCUUUGGAACACAGAUACCCCAGAAACAAGAGAGGAAGCCCCGCCAGAUAAUGUUAAACGAAGCCUCUGGCUUUGAAAAAUACUUGGCGGAUCAAGCAAAGCUCUCGUUUGAACGGAGGAGGUCAUCUGUUCAGAAGGGGGCCAAGCAGAAAGCUCCUGUACAGAAGGGUCAGUCCAAAGCUCCAGCACGUCCCCCGAAAGGCAAGGGAAGCAAGAGGAAAGCUCUGUCGAAAACGGACAGCCGCCUGCAGAGGCGCAUGAGAAAGCUGCAGAGCCACGUGCUUCAGAUCCGGGCAAAGGCCAGCGUCCCCAGGGCCAAGGGAACGGAGGGAGCCGAGCAGCAGGAGGACGGCACAGAGCCAGAGAGCCUGCCCGAUGAAGGCCUCGGCAGUCCCGAGGAGGAAGAGGGAAGCUUUCAGGACAGUGAUGGGGAUGAGUACAGAGUGAGCCCUGUCCCACGGGGGAAGAAGCCCUCACUAAUGCAGACUUUGCACGAAGAGGAAAUUGCGGGAUCCGACUUCCUCACCAGCUCUGAGGAGGAGGAGGAGGAGGGCAUUGUUGGGAAGCGGAAAAUCAAGAGAUACAGAGAUGACGGUGAUGAGGAUUCCUAUAAACAAAGGUUAAGGAGGUGGCACAGACAGCAGCUGAAAGAGCGAGAGGACCGGCGGAAGGCUGGCGAGGAGUCUGAUGAAAGUGAUGCUGAAUUUCUCGAGGGCUUUAGAGUCCCAGGUUUUCUCUUCAAAAAGCUUUUCAAGUACCAGCAGACGGGAGUGCGGUGGCUGUGGGAGCUGCACUGCCAGCAGGUGGGGGGAAUCCUGGGCGAUGAAAUGGGGCUGGGCAAGACCAUCCAGAUCAUCGCCUUCCUGGCAGGCCUGAGCUACAGCAAGAUCAGGACUCGCGGCUCCAAUUACAGGUACAGAGGACUCGGUCCGACGGUGAUUGUGUGUCCGGCCACCGUAAUGCACCAGUGGGUGAGAGAGUUCCAUACUUGGUGGCCGCCGUUCAGGGUUGCAGUCCUGCACGAGACGGGUUCCUACGCCAGCAAGAAGGUGAAGCUGAUUCGGGAGAUGGUCGCCUGCAGCGGCAUUGUGAUAACCUCCUACUCGUACGUUCGCUUGCUGCAAGAGAACAUGUGCAGCUAUAACUGGCAUUACGUGAUCCUGGAUGAGGGACACAAAAUCCGGAAUCCGAACGCUGCGGUUACACUCGCUUGUAAACAGUUCUGCACGCCGCAUCGGAUCAUCCUGUCCGGGUCGCCCAUGCAGAACAACCUGAAGGAACUGUGGUCCCUCUUCGAUUUUGUAUUUCCGGGAAAACUGGGCACACUGCCCGUCUUUAUGGAGCAAUUCUCUGUUCCGAUCACCAUGGGAGGGUAUGCCAAUGCCUCCCCAGUCCAGGUAAAAACGGCAUACAAGUGCGCAUGUAUUUUACGUGACACCAUCAACCCAUAUUUGCUGCGGAGGAUGAAGGGUGAUGUCAAGAUGAGCCUCUCGCUGCCCGAUAAAAACGAACAGGUCCUGUUCUGCCGACUGACAGCUGAGCAGCACGAAGUUUACAAAAGCUUUAUCGAUUCCAAGGAAGUCUAUCAGAUUCUCAACGGAGACAUGCAGGUUUUCUCUGGUCUGAUAGCCCUGAGGAAGAUCUGCAACCACCCGGACAUCUUCACGGGGGGCCCCAAGAUCUUGAAGGGCGUGUCUGAUGAGGAACUAAGUGAAGAGGAGCGCUUCGGGUUCUGGAAACGUUCUGGGAAGAUGAUCGUUGUCGAGUCUCUGCUGAAAAUUUGGCACAGGCAGGGGCACCGGGUUCUCCUUUUUUCUCAGUCUAGGCAGAUGCUGCAUAUCCUGGAAGCGUUUCUGCAGCAGAGGGGCUACUCCUACCUCAGAAUGGACGGCGCCACAACCGUCGCCUCGAGGCAGCCGCUGAUCGCCAGGUACAACGAGGACAAAUCCAUAUUUGUGUUUCUGCUUACAACCCGAGUCGGCGGGCUUGGGGUUAACCUGACCGGAGCCAACCGAGUGAUCAUCUACGACCCCGACUGGAAUCCCACUACCGACACCCAGGCUCGAGAGCGUGCGUGGAGAAUCGGCCAGACGAGAGAGGUGACGGUGUACCGGCUCCUCACCGCGGGCACCAUUGAAGAAAAGAUCUACCACAGACAAAUCUUCAAACAAUUUCUAACAAACAGAGUGCUGAAAGAUCCAAAGCAGAGGCGCUUCUUCAAAUCCAACGAUCUGUAUGAACUCUUCACUUUGAGCAGCCCGGACAACAUGCAGGGGACCGAAACCAGCGCCAUCUUCGCAGGCACCGGCUCUGAUGUUCCUCAGCCGAAGCCUCGGUCGAAGCGGAAGGCUCCAGGCUUCUCUGGUGCUGCUGGAAGACGCCACCCGGCAGAGCGUCCCUCGCCCGCCGGCGCCAAGCUGCCAGGCUGCCCCUCAGCGCACCCAGGCGCUGUGCCAGCAACUGCCCCCGCAGAACCCAGUGGAGGCAUCCCGGGAAGCACAGAAGCAUCCUUGCCUGGUCUCCCAGAACACGACGCUCCGGCUGAGGCAGAGUCCUUCGCUAGAGUGGAGGAGAGGCCGCUGGGGCCAGCAGAGGGAGCGCCGCCUGGAGCGCCGCCCGAGGACGAGCGGGGCCCUGCGGAUGCGGGUUUGCCGCACGCCGCACCCAGAGGGGAGUCUCGUGUAGGUGCUGGCGGGCAGGAUAGCCUGGCGGAGAAGAAGAGUGGCCCCUUCGAGGGGCAGGGGGGCGAUGUGCGAGCAGACGGCAACGGCAGGCACGCUGUGGGAGCCAGGCGCCCCGAGGGCAGGCCGAGGAAGCCCAAGCGUGUCCGAGAUGCCAAGUUCGAGGGCGAGCGCAUUCCUCACCUGGUGAAGCAGAGAAAGUACCGGAAGCAAGACCAGGAGGAGGAGGAGGAACAGAAAGAGUCAAAGAAAACUGAUGACUAUGUUUUGGAGAAGCUUUUCAAAAAAUCAGGAAUACACAGCGCGAUGGAACACGACGCAAUCAUGGAUGCCUCCAGCCCCGAUUACGUGCUCGUGGAAGCGGAAGCGAGUCGCGUGGCUCAGGACGCCCUCGGGGCCCUCAGGGUCUCUCGGCGGCAGUACUGGGGAGCCGCUUCGGCUGCCCCCGCCUGGACGGGCGCCGCUGGCCGGCCUGCGAGAGGAAAAAGCAGGUUCGGCCAGAAGAGGAACCCGCGCUUGGUGACGCCCUCUUCUCCGUCUCCCGCCCCAGGGAAGAAAUGCAAGGAGGACGAGGGUGGGGGAGAAGAGAACAGCAAGAAAAAUGCUUCCGCUGCUCACCUUGAGGGGAAAGUGGAAGCCGGCGAGUCGUCGUCCUCCAGCAUGCUGAGCUCCUCGUCCUUGCUGGCUAGGAUGCGGGAGAGAAAUCACCUCAUUAUGCCCCAGAGAACGGGGGAGGAAGCCCCCCCGGGGCCAGGGGGCGCUCCUCCAGCGGCCACGGCGCAUGACGAGCUGCUGGUGGAUAUCCGAAACUUUCUGGCCUUCCAGGCCCAUGUGCCCGGUCGGGCCAGCACGCAGGAAAUCCUGCACGAGUUCGAGUCGAAGCUGACAGUGCAACAGUCCUGUGUCUUCCGGGAGCUCCUGAGAAACCUCUGCACUUUCCACAGGCAGUCAAAUGGGGAGGGACUCUGGAACCUGAAGCCGGAGUUCUCCUGACGGCUCUGCUGGGGGGUGCUGCUUGCACCCCUUCUUCCAGGUCCAGGGAUGACAUUUCCCUUGCAAUGAAUUUCACAGAGUUUGGUCAUUCCAUUAAUGUCGGCAGGGGCUCUUUUGACUCCUGUUAUCUUUGGUGCUUCCUAUCCUGGGUGAAAUUGUCAAGCAUUCCGUGGAAAUUCAGACAGACGGGAAACAGGCAGCCCAGUCCAAAAAGAAAACCGGCAGCGAAGCCUCUUUCCAGACACCAGGUCUAGGAUUGGAGCCCAGGCGCGGCUGAACAGACGGCAGUGUCUGAGAGAGCAGGACAAGGCAAACCCGCGGAGCCAUUUUCAAGCCCGAGGGACUGGCGGGAAGCCCCACGACGACUCCAGACCUCGCUCAGGGUGGGGGAGAUGCUGUGCGGAGCUUCCCGGGCCGAGCGCCGAGGGAGCUUCUGUGGCACUCGGCCCUCGUGUGAGGUGCGCAGGAGGGCCGGCCAGGAGGCGUGCUGGGUGGAGGGGCGGCGUGGUUGCUUGCCCGGACGGAGCUGCCGUCCGGUCGGAAGGGGCCGUGUUCAUGGCGGGGCAGAGCCCUGCCCGCGUGUUAGGGCUCCGCCAACAUUAAAGCCGCCUGUCGCGGGCGUCCCGUGGGCAGCCUCAUCUUUGACCGAGCGGCAGCUUUGUGCGCUGGGGAUAAGGCGGCCUCAGGGAGUCCUCUGGCCGCGCUGGGCUGGGCAGAGCGGCUUCUGAGCAAGGUGCCCUGGGCAUCGUUUCCGGACUGGCGCGCAAGAAGACGUGGCUUGACUUGGACUCUGGCCUUGCCCUUGGAUCCUGCCGGAAAGGCGCUGCGCUGACGGGGCCGAGCCCGCGCUCCUGCAGACUGCGCCCCCGAUGGGGGGCCAGACACCUCCCUCACGGCAGCCCUGCCUUCAUUUCAAGGUGCACCGAGCGCUUCGGUUUUGUUUUGACCCCAUUCAGUAAAUGCAGAUACCUGUUUACUAAGCAGAGAAGAAUCGGAA